Dioscorea cayenensis subsp. rotundata (Guinea yam) is the source of this 1266-nucleotide messenger RNA. RefSeq names its product F-box protein At5g07610-like. The transcript has a single exon. Gene Ontology annotation, molecular function: protein binding. Lineage: Eukaryota; Viridiplantae; Streptophyta; Magnoliopsida; Dioscoreales; Dioscoreaceae. The record is from RefSeq and is a predicted model, not a curated record. Bases 1 to 1266 code for a protein of 421 amino acids.
AUGUUAGCCAACAACCUUGACCUUUUGUUGGAGGUACUCUCGCUGCUUCCAACACGAUCCCUGAUCAGAUUCAAAAGUGUUUGCAAACGAUGGCAGUUGGUCAUCUCAGAUCCGUAUUUUAUCAAAACACACAGAAACCGUUGCAAUCCAUACGCUAUGUCAGGUUUUAGGUUUUCAAAUCAAGAGUUUCGCCAUUGUUACUUGCUUGGAGGUGCACAUCUGUCGGCCUCAGCCCCGGAUCUCUCCCUUUCUACCCUAAAAGAUGAUGCUGAAAGCAUGAGAGUUGGUACACCUUUUGUUUAUUGUUUGCGUUCUUUCUAUGGUUUACUCAUUUGCCCACUCAGGCUAAGCCGAUCUGAUGCAAUAUGUGAGUUCAUCUACAUAUUCAAUCCUGUGACAAGACAAUACAAACGAAUUCCUCAUGUCGACCCACAACGGUAUCCUUCAGAUAUCAUUCUGACUCCUGAUCAUCAAGUCAUAAUGUUUUCAAGAGAUCUCAUCCAUGACUAUGAUGCUGAUAUUGAUAUUAGAAUGUAUGUCCCCGACACUCAAUCAUGGAAAACUUUAUAUUCAUUUCGAGAUUAUAAAAAAUCUCAAAAUUGUGAAUGGAUCUUUGUCCAAAGAAACGGCGUAUUUCUGAAUGGAACAGUUUAUCAGGUAAUGGAAUCUGACACCAUACCUUCGACAUUCCGCAUAUUUCCCUUUCGCCGCAAACUUUACAUAUUCUCUUUCGACUUGAAAAGUUUGUCAGCACAAAAACUACUACUUCCUCAUCAGUGUAAUGAUUUUCAUCAAGAAAAUCUAUAUUUUGGAGAGAUCCAAGGGCAUUUGCACUUGAUUAUGCAACAGAAGUUAUCUAAUUUUAUUUUUCAUAUAAUGGAGAUCAAAGAAGACUUUUCUGGAUGGAAUCUCUUGCAUUGCAUUGAUCUGAUCAAUUUUAUGAGAGAUGUACUUCCUCCUCUUCAAGUAUUUUCACCACAAAAAUUAAUGAACAGUUGGGAAUAUCCACAAAUAGAAUAUGGAGGACAAAAUCAUUUAUGCGCACUUUCACCGACACAUAUAGCUUUGGGAGAAAGAGAAGACUAUGAGUUGUUCUUGACGGUGGCUAUUCACACAUCUCAGCCAUACAGUUGUGGCUCUGCUAAAAUUUUUUCAUACAAUAUUGUCAGUAAGACCUACCAGGAAAUACUGGAGGUUUCAGACAAAGAAGAAUAUUAUGGAGCUGAUAACAUGAGGACUUAUUAUCCCAUGCUAACUACUCCAUGA